This is a messenger RNA of Erigeron canadensis, 2138 nucleotides long. Its product is annotated as inactive TPR repeat-containing thioredoxin TTL3-like. The transcript is spliced from 5 exons. The record is from RefSeq and is a predicted model, not a curated record. The coding region runs from base 55 to 1806 and encodes 583 amino acids. Gene Ontology annotation, molecular function: protein binding. Lineage: Eukaryota; Viridiplantae; Streptophyta; Magnoliopsida; Asterales; Asteraceae. Gene Ontology annotation, cellular component: cytoplasm.
CACAUUCGGCAUUCCAUAUAUUCUCUAAGAGCAAGAAGCUCAAGGCAAAAAAAAAUGGCUAAAAAACCACAACACAUGGCCGGGAAAGACAUGGGUUGCGGUUUCAUGGGAUCAAUUUUCAGCUCCAAGCCGCGGAAAACACCUCAAGUUCCGCGGCUUGAAGCUUCAAAAGAACACCGCCAAACCCAUGUUCCCGGCAACAAUACUUCAAAAAAACCACCACGAACCACCACUACCGCCGCUACAGAAAUAGUAUACACCGGCUUCUCAAAACCAGUUGUUAAGAACCCUCGUCCGCCACCACUACCACCCAUCACGGUUAAAAAACCAACUAUCGUUAAAAGUAAGCCAGUUAUUCAUAACACUAAAUAUGAUUCACUAUCCAAAAGUGCAUUAUAUAAUGUUUCACAAGUAACCAAUGUGUCAUACACUAAACAACUUAGAAAAGAGCCCAGCUUCACGUCAAGCGAGUUAAGUUUAAGAAUUUCGGUCCGUGGAACACCACAUUCAAAUGGGUCGACUUAUCGGGCCUCAUCAAACCAUGUUAUGGUUCCGGGCCAUUUGGGAAAUCUAAUGAAGAAAAAACCUGUUGAGAGUAAUAUAAAGAUCAGUAAUAAUUAUGGAAACAAGCAAGGAAAUAUUUAUGGAAAUUCGGCUAGGAAACCUGACCAUGAGGCGUUUAAAAACAUGGGUAACGAAAGAUAUAAAGAAGGACGGUUUGAUGAAGCAAUUGCAUUGUAUACCGAAGCAAUUGGGAUGGAUUCGAGAAUAGCUUCUUAUUAUAGUAAUAGAAGUGCUGCAUUGAUAGGUUUAGGAAAACUUACUGAUGCAAUUCUAGAUUGUAAAAUCGCUAUUAGGAUUGAUCCUUCUUAUCAUCGGGCCCAUUACCGUCUAGCCUCCCUCUAUAUCAGGUUUGGGGAGGCAGAGAAGGCUCUAUGUCAUUAUAAGUGUUCAGGGGAGAAAGCCGAAAGGCACGACAUUGCAAAAGUACACGCGAUUAAAGCGCAAUUAGUUACAUGUUUAGAGGCUCGAAAAAUCAAGGACUGGAAAAGAUUGCUAAAAGAAAGUCAGUUUGUAUCGUCUUUAGGUGCCAGUUCAUGCCUUCAGGUCUACGCUAUGCAAGCCGAGGCAUUACUAAAUCUUCAUAGACAUGAAGAGGCGUAUUCUGGCUUUCAAAAUGCACCCGUUAUAGAUGUUAACAUAUCGGCUCAGUUGUUUGGAUCAACGGUUACUACUAACUUCUUAAUGGUCCAGGCACAAGUUUACUCGGCAUCAGGAAGGUUCGAGGAAGCAGUGAGUAUUGCGUUACGAGCAUGUGAGCUAGAUCCAAGUGAGGCAGUUUUUAGCGUAGCAAGGAAAACCCGAGCAUUGGCAAAAGCCCGGGCCAAUGGUAACAAGAUUUUCAAGGCAUCAAAAUUCUCCGAAGCGUGUAAUGUAUAUAGCGAAGGACUAGAGCACGAACCCUACAAUUCAGUAUUGUUAUGCAAUCGGGCUGCUUGUCGUUACAAACUAGGCCAAUUUGAACGGGCCGUAGAAGAUUGCACCAUAGCCCUUAACUUAAGACCUUCUUAUGCUAAAGCUAGACUCCGAAGAGCCCAAUGCAAUGCCAAGUUGGAAAAAUGGAAGGCCGCGAUUCAAGACUAUGACGUUUUGAAUCACGAAACACGAGGAAAUGAGGAAGUCGAACGUGAACUCUUAGAAGCUCGAAUGCAACUUGAAAAAGAGCACAUUACAGAUACAAAAUCCGUAAAAUUAAUUGAUAGUCGUAACACGCAUGAAUUUGGAGGCUUUUUAACCUCUGUUUAAAACAAAUAACUAUAUGAUUAACAAAGUACCAAACCGACGGACUAAAAUACUUUUUAGAUUGGGCCGGCUUAAGUUUUAAUUUGUUUAUUUAUUUUUGAGUACGUGUGAAUUCUGUUUUAUUUUAGAUUUUGGAUUGGAUGGUGCGAGUGCGACUAACAUAGUGUCAUAUUGUAAUUUUUUUUGGAUCCGUACAAUGAUUUCUGGGCCCAAGUUGAAACAUUAUGUCGUUUAUUCAAUUAGCAAAGAUGAAUAAACUAGUUUCGAGACGGCAUCUUUGAAAUUGUUUUGUUGGACAUAUUAGGUGAAUAUUUAUUUUCUUAAUUCUAUUUAUA